AUGGAGUUUUUGACAAAACUUGGGAAGGGGAACCUGGAGCUGCUCCUGCAGAAGGAGCUCCUGCCGAGGGUGCACCUGCUGAAGGGGCCCCGGCAGAAGGUGCGCCGGCGGCACCUGCAGAAGGGGCGCCACCCGCGGAAGGUGCCCCUGCAGCGCCACCUGCAGAAGGAGCCCCCGCAGCGCCACCCGCAGAUGGAGCUGCUCCAGCGGCACCUGCAGAAGGAGCACCAGCAGCGGCACCUGCAGCGCCUGCGGAAGGUGCACCAGCCCCUGCCCCACCAGCAGAAGGUGCCCCAGCCCCUGCGGCGCCGGCAGCGGAUGCCGCUGCUCCAGCGCCAGCACCUGCAGCAGAACCAGCGCCUGCCCCAGCACCUGCGCCUGCGCCGGAGGCACCUGCUGCUGCACCUCCACCAGUCGAAGCGUCCGCCUAAAGAGUGA
Molecule: messenger RNA, 438 nt
Organism: Spodoptera exigua (beet armyworm)
Lineage: Eukaryota; Metazoa; Arthropoda; Insecta; Lepidoptera; Noctuidae
Source: the annotation of a GenBank genome assembly